Molecule: messenger RNA, 510 nt
Organism: Branchiostoma floridae (Florida lancelet)
Lineage: Eukaryota; Metazoa; Chordata; Leptocardii; Amphioxiformes; Branchiostomatidae
Product: major facilitator superfamily domain-containing protein 2B-like
Exons: 3
Coding region: 108-488 (126 amino acids)
Biological process (GO): carbohydrate transport
Cellular component (GO): membrane
Molecular function (GO): symporter activity
Source: RefSeq, a predicted model, not a curated record
ACUUUGUUUGUGUGCCCUUUACCUAUCAACAGUGCCUUAAUGUACAUUGAUGUGGAAUGAAUUUAAAUGAGCUAAAAUGAACUAAAGAUGCCUUCCUCCAAAGUGUGAUGACUACUGACGUGAUAGACGCCUUUAAACUGAAGACAGGAGAAGCCAUGGAGACCAUCUUCUACUCUGCCCUGCUGCUGGUCAAUGCUGUCAUGGCUGCCAUUGCCCAGGCUCUUUCCAACCUGCUCCUAGAGGCUGCUAACUACAAUGCUACCGACUGUGUGCAGCCCAGCUCAGUGGGUCAGUACCUGAGGUACCUGGUCACCAUCAUACCGGGGGGCUGCUACCUCCUGGUACUCAUCAUCAUCAUCUGGUUCUACCCAAUCACAGAGGAGACAAGGAAAACUACAAAGACUGCUCUAGACUUUUUGAAGUCCAUGGAAGAUGACUACACAGAAGUGCCCCUUCUUCAUGAUGAAUCAGUCCAGUAUAUUACUUAGACAACACAACUUGGAAAUGGAU